This is a messenger RNA of Macaca mulatta (Rhesus monkey), 441 nucleotides long. RefSeq lists its product as uncharacterized. Gene Ontology annotation, cellular component: keratin filament. The record is from RefSeq and is a predicted model, not a curated record. NCBI's taxonomy places the organism in Eukaryota, Metazoa, Chordata, Mammalia, Primates, Cercopithecidae.
AUGGUCAGCUCCUGUUGUGGCUCUGUCUGCUCUGAGCAGAGCUGUGGCCUGGAGACCUGCUGCCGCCCCACCUGCUGCCAGACCACCUGCUGCAGGACCACCUGCUGCCGCCCCAGCUGCUGUGUGUCCAGCUGCUGCAGACCCCAGUGCUGCCAGUCUGUGUGCUGCCAGCCCACCUGCUGCCGCCCCAGCUGCUGCAUCUCCAGCUGCUGCAGGCCCCAGUGCUGCCAGUCUGUGUGCUGCCAGCCCACCUGCUGCCGUCCCAGCUGCUGCAUCUCCAGCUGCUGCCGCCCCUCCUGCUGUGAAUCCAGCUGCUGCCGCCCCUGCUGCUGCCUGCGUCCAGUCUGUGGCCGAGUCUCCUGCCACACCACUUGCUAUCGCCCAACCUGUGUCAUCUCCACCUGCCCCCGCCCCUUGUGCUGUGCCUCCUCUUGCUGCUAA